Molecule: messenger RNA, 514 nt
Organism: Danaus plexippus (monarch butterfly)
Lineage: Eukaryota; Metazoa; Arthropoda; Insecta; Lepidoptera; Nymphalidae
Product: cytochrome b-c1 complex subunit 6, mitochondrial
Exons: 3
Coding region: 141-395 (84 amino acids)
Biological process (GO): mitochondrial electron transport, ubiquinol to cytochrome c
Source: RefSeq, a predicted model, not a curated record
ACUAGAGAAUAGAAUCUGUGAAGUCACAACUCAAUCAAUAACUCAAUAAGCAGAGAACAUAUUUUGGUCUUUUAUAAGUCUGGCAACAUUUCAUUGAUUCUCUUGGUCUGAAGGGCUGUUGCAUCAUCGAUUUUGGUAAAAUGGCUGAAAAACUUAUUCCUGUGGUGAAGGCUGAUGAAGAAGAAGAGGAGGAAUUAGUGGACCCUCAGCAGGCGUUGAGGGAUGAAUGUAGCCAAAAGCAGGAGGCUCAAAGCUUCUGGACAAAAUACCAAGAAUGCAAUAAUCGUGUGAAUUCAAAAUCAAACACCGCAGAGACCUGUGAAGAGGAACUCAUAGAUUACGUUCAUGCCCUUGACAAGUGUGUCAACAAAGACCUCUUCAAGCGGCUUAAGUAGAUUUAGUUUAGUUUCCUACCAUUUUGCCACCAUGUUCAGUAGAUCAAUAGGAAAUUAUUUAAUAAAUGCUAUUCAGUGUGUUUGAGUUUAUAAUGUAAAUAAAUAAUCAUUUUGUUCCA